Branchiostoma belcheri (Belcher's lancelet) is the source of this 1958-nucleotide messenger RNA. RefSeq lists its product as uncharacterized. Lineage: Eukaryota; Metazoa; Chordata; Leptocardii; Amphioxiformes; Branchiostomatidae. Gene Ontology annotation, molecular function: protein binding. Bases 22 to 1749 code for a protein of 575 amino acids. The transcript has 3 exons. The record is from RefSeq and is a predicted model, not a curated record.
GCCGACCAGGGCCCACAGCAGAUGCAACAGAACCCUCAGCAGGCUGCUCCAGUACAGUUCCACCCAGAACAGCAAGGGUACGGGGCUCAAGCAGCCCGGUUUCCACACCAAGGCUUCCCCAUGCCCCCCCAACCGGCUGGGCAGGUGUACCACAAUGUCCCACCCGUAGGCCAAGCAGCUGCAAACGUUGGGCAGCCUCCGGCUCUGCAGAUGUCAUUUGGUGGCACAACCAUCAGGAUCCAGAGUCCAGCCGUUGCAGCAGGAGGCCUCGUGGCUGGAGCGGCUAUUGGAGGGGUGGUUGCAGCCAGCAGGGUUUCAGAAUCACCCGCAGUUGUACUGGGAACUGGACUGGCUGCAAGCCUGUCUACAGGAGUGACAACCCUUGCAUCUUUCUACCUGAGCAACAGGCAACAGACAGAAGAAGCCAUCCGCAGGGCGGUGGAGCGAGAACGGCACAUCCAAGUAGAUAACAUCGGGGAAGGGUCGCUUCUGGUGCACGUCAAGUUUCUUACACUGGCCGGCUACUGGGUCCUACGCAGUUUGAAUGAGAGAAUCCACCAGGGCACAGACCGCACCUGUCUGCAAUUGCUACUAGAGGAUGAGCUGUGCAGGAUUGGCUGGACCGGACCGAUCCAAGUGGGGCUGGAGGGGUGGUGGUUUGCUGAUGAGGAGGGACAGGAAGAGGAACAGGUAGAGGAGGAGGCAGGGACAGAGCAGGAAGAGAGAUGGGAGUGGGCAGGGAUAGAGAAGCAGUUUGUCUCACCCAGUGUGACUACAGAAGGAGACUCAGCUAUAGGCCUGUCUGAAGACGUGUCCUCUGUAGCAGCCAUGUCCAUCACUUCAGCUGGAGAGGUGGAAGAGGGGCUGCUCAAGUGGGCGAGAGCCAUGCUACAGAAGCACAAGUACUCACCAACAGCACAAUGUUACGUCCAAUCCUUCAGGUCCUGGGAGGAAGGAGCAGAAAUCCUGAGCAGCAGUGGGUACACAGACCUGGGGGGAGUCAAGGCCUUGGUACAGGGAUUCAUGCUGCUUGACACGGCCACACCAGAUUUCACAAGUACAAUACUGUAUGGACAGUCAUGGCUGAACCUGAACAAAGCCCGACUGAAGCAGCUGAUGACCUCCCAGCUACAAGCUGACCCCACUGACAGCACCUGUCUGCUGCUGACAGCCCUACAGCUGCCAUAUGGAGACAGCCGGGUGCAGACCCUGCAGCAGGUGGUUGCUGCCAUCCUACAGCACGGACCAGGAGACUGGCUGUACCCACACCUGCACCACAUCUACUGCUACCUGGGGUGGGCCAUAUGGGAGGCAAGCCGUCAGCCAAAACCAACAAUGAUAUCAAAAAUUUUCAAGGGGAGUAACCUACCAACAGUUGAUCUGGCUGCUCUGGCCAAAGCCCUGUCUACCCUGGAUAGUUCCCUUAUGUACAAACAGGACCAUUUGGAAACUGUGUACUGCACAGCCAUGCUGUCUAAGGAAGUGUCUGAGACAGAAGCAAUCAGACAGUUUGAACACUUCCUCAGGCUGGCACCAGAGUGUGAUUACAAUGUGCGUUAUGCUCACUACUACCUGGCCACCCUGUACAACCAGCAGCAGGACAGACAGAAGGUGAUUCACCACUUCACCAGGGGGCAGCAGACAGAGGCCAACAGGCUAACUGGGUUUGCUGAAGUCGCCAAAUUCAUCAAAGACCCUGCUAAAAAGGCAUAUGAAGAAGUCAUGGCAAAGAAACAAGCAAACAAGUGAAACCUUGUUCUAUAAAAGAAAUAGGUACAUGUAUAAGUCUAUGACAUAGCAUCUAAGUGCACUGUGUUGAAAAAUUGUCUUUAAAACUAUUACUAGUAUCCUCUACUUAUAAUUCUAUUUUAAGCUACAUUCCAUAAUUAAAUGUUGUGUUUAACAGUAAACAAGUGCAAUGUACAUGUAUAUUGAACAUACCCCUAUGACUUGUGAGU